CCAAUCUCUCCUUCCCUAAUACAUAACGCCCAUCGGCGCCAAAACCCAGGACGAUACCCAUCCCUUAAUAAAAUCAAAACGAAAGGAAAGUCUACCAUACCAAUUUAUCUCAAAUUCCUUGAAACCCUAACUUAACGAACUUCAGAAGUUUCCACGGAUUUUCUCAUUAAUUUCUUUUUCUUUUCAGGGUUUCUGAUCUGUCUUCUCUUGCCAAAGAUUUUUAGAGGGGUUGAUUUCCGAACGGGAUGGCCUCGGUAUCAAGUCAGCCUCAGUUCCGUUACACUCAACCCCCAUCUAAGGUGCUGCAUUUGAGAAACUUGCCAUGGGAGUGUACGGAGGAAGAGUUGAUCGAGCUGGGGAAGCCAUUUGGUAAGAUCGUUAACACCAAGUGCAAUGUUGGAGCCAAUCGUAAUCAAGCUUUCAUUGAAUUCGCUGACUUGAAUCAAGCUAUUGCCAUGAUAUCGUAUUAUGCUUCAUCUUCAGAGCCUGCUCAAGUAAGGGGUAAAACGGUCUACCUGCAAUAUUCUAACAGGCAAGAAAUUGUAAACAACAAAACGACCGCAGAUGUUGCCGGGAAUGUACUGUUGGUAACAAUCGAAGGUCAAGAUGCACGGCUUGUCUCCAUAGAUGUAUUGCACUUGGUAUUUUCAGCUUUUGGAUUUGUGCAUAAAAUUACUACCUUUGAGAAGACAGCUGGAUUUCAGGCUUUGGUGCAGUUUUCAGAUGCAGAAACAGCCACAUCUGCAAAAGGUGCCUUGGAUGGACGAAUCAUCCCUAGGUACCUGCUUUCUGAAAAUAUAUCUCCGUGUACACUUAGGAUUACUUAUUCUGCUCAUACAGAUUUGAGUGUGAAGUUCCAGAGCCACAGAAGCAGAGAUUAUACCAAUCCCUAUCUUCCUGUCGCUCCUUCGGCUAUAGAUGGAAGUGGCCAGUUUAAUUUGGGUCUUGAUGGGAAAAAACUCGAACCAGAAAGUAAUGUUUUACUUGCAUCAAUCGAGAACAUGCAGUAUGCUGUUACCUUGGAUGUGCUACACAUGGUCUUCUCUGCUUUUGGUCCUGUUCAAAAGAUUGCCAUGUUUGAUAAGAAUGGUGGACUACAGGCACUAAUUCAGUACCCAGAUGUUCAGACAGCUGUUUUGGCUAAGGACACCUUGGAAGGGCACUGCAUAUAUGAUGGAGGAUUUUGCAAGCUCCAUCUCUCAUAUUCACGCCACACUGAUCUCAGUAUAAAAGUCAACAAUGAUCGGAGCAGAGAUUACACAAUCCCUAACCUGGCCAUGGUUAACCCUCAGCCUUCAACAUUGGGGCAACAGCCAGUUCAAGCAAUGGGUGGUCCAGCUGCUCAUCAAUACAAUGGGACUCCAUAUGCUCCAGGGUUACAACAACCUACAAUGCCGCCUCAGCCUUCAGGUGGAUGGACCUCAAGUGUUCCGGCAAUGGCACAGCAAUCCAUGCCAGUGCAGAUGAGUAAUCAUCAUCCUUACAUACCACCAACCUCAAUGCCUCAAACGAAUCCCGGAAUGAUGCGAAUGCCAGGCCAGGGAGGUGUACCACCAGCAGCAGCAGGUGGGGCAAUGCCUCCUUACAGAUCCAAUCAGAUGUAAUAGCAUCUGUAUAUCUAUCUAAUAUUACAUAAAAACUGAGUUCGGGUAGCCUUAGCCGGCCACAUGGUGGGUGAUCACCACCAUUUUUAAUUUUGAAUGGUGUCAUGGUAAGCAUUUUAAGGACAAUAUUUUUGGCUAUCA
Molecule: messenger RNA, 1745 nt
Organism: Gossypium raimondii (Peruvian cotton)
Lineage: Eukaryota; Viridiplantae; Streptophyta; Magnoliopsida; Malvales; Malvaceae
Product: polypyrimidine tract-binding protein homolog 2
Exons: 11
Coding region: 246-1604 (452 amino acids)
Biological process (GO): regulation of RNA splicing
Cellular component (GO): nucleus
Molecular function (GO): mRNA binding
Source: RefSeq, a predicted model, not a curated record